This is a messenger RNA of Clunio marinus, 1156 nucleotides long. The record is from the annotation of a GenBank genome assembly. Lineage: Eukaryota; Metazoa; Arthropoda; Insecta; Diptera; Chironomidae.
UCUACACUGUAAAUAUCUUCGAUUUGUGAAAACAACAACAUUAAGUAAAAGUUUCGAUUAUCUUUUUUGACAUCACUUAAAAUGCAUAACUCAGAACCCCAAAUUACCAUCAGUAAGGCAACUAUAAGUACCAAAGAUGAGGAACGUGAAAACGUAAACGAAUGGGUUCGAUUUGGAUUAAGAUUGGGAGUUCAAAGUUUGCUUCAUCCACUCGAAUAUGCAAAAGUUUUAAUUCAGAUUGGCCAUGAGCCGAUUCCACCACGUCAAACAAGGACAAUUUUUGGAAAACCUGCGCUGAUACUGCCAAAUAUUUGUCAAUAUGUUUCCCAUAUAAAAACUGUUGAUGGAUUUUAUGGAUGUUUUCGAGGCUUGUCACCAAAGCUUGUUGGAAAUAUGCUUUCUACACAUUUUAGUGAGCGAAUUGCAGAUAAAUUGGGAAUGGCAAAAAUUGACGACGAGGAGAAAGACGAAAUGUCCGAUGAGGAAUAUUCUGAGCGUUUUGAGAAGCAAUUGAAGCGAAGUGUUGUUGUUCAUGCUGCUGGUGCUAUUAUCAGUUCACCAUUUCAUGUUAUUUCUAUUCGAAUGAUGGCGCAAUUCGUCGGAAAGGAAACAAAAUAUAAUUCAAUUAUUGGUUCGAUAAUUCAAAUUUAUAAAGAUGAAGGAAUUCUUGGAUACUUUUCUGGCGUUAUUCCUCGUUUAAUUUUCGAUGUGACUUGCGUCAUUGCUGCUAGCACUGCCACAUAUUUAGUAGGACGUUAUCUUAUUAGUGAACGUGAAGGUCGGUCGUAUUUUGGAAGUGUUUCCGCGUUUGUUACAAGCAGCAUCUUUUAUCCACUUAAUGUUGUUUCAACAUGUAUGAUUGUCAACAAUUGUGGAUUAAAAGCUGGAUCACCGCCGUUCAUGCCGACUUACAGUGAUUGGAGAAAUUGUUAUGAUUGUUUGCGUCUAACGGGUGAUCAUAAGAGGGGAAGUAGCAUCUUCUUUAGAUAUGUCCGACAAAAUAAGACUACCAUGAAACGAAUAAACUUUUAAAUUUAAUAUCUAAUCUUAAAUCAUACAAUGAAUAUAAAAUUAAUUGUUAAAAGUUUGUUUUCAAUGUAAAUUCCAAAGUUUCUUCUUAAUAAAUUUUAAUCUAAUUAAUUUCAAAACAUCAAAA